AUGUUACGCAUUGCUCACCAAGAGCGUGGUAUUCUCACCUUUUCAUUUGAUCCUACAAAAUCAUCAUCCAGAAGUCUAGAGCUCCUUGGCACAGCCCAAGCCGGUGUCAGACCGGGCUGGUUGCAUGCACGCAACAAUUUGGUCUAUUCUGUGUCGAGAACGAAUUAUCCUAACAACUCUUCAAGCUCUGGAGGGGUGUUUUCCUUCGAUAAACAUGUUGAAGAUCCUGGCGCUUUGAGUCUUGUUACAUCUCAAUCCUCAAAUGGUUUGGGUGGCGUUUUUUGCGAUAUUACUAGGGACGGCAGGACAUUAUCUACGGCUAAUAUCGACGGCUCGAGUGUGGCUAUCUAUCCUUUGCGAUCGCCUGGUAUAAUUGGCGACCCUACGUUUGUCUUCAACUACAACCUCACCCACCCAGGGCCAGGAACCGACGACUCUCAGAUCCAAAGCAACCCACAUGCUACCGCCUUCGAUCCUACUGGAGAAUAUAUGUUUGUACCGGAUCGAGGUGCAGACCACCUCUACGUCUACCAUAUCGACGGGCCAGAACGGGUAACCCAGAUCAACAACAUAACCCUUGAGCCGGGAACGGGACCUCGCCAUGUCACAUUCCGAGAAUUCAAUCGCACACGAACAUUUAUGUAUCUCGUUAGCGAACUGGACAACACCAUCAGAGUAUUCACUCUCGACGGCGUCAACAACGAUGGUCGUCGCCCCCGCUUACAUUCGUCUCUAAAAGUCGCUCUGGUUCAAAUAGUCUCAACCCUUGGCCCUGGCUCAAGCCGCUCAGAGCCAAAUAAUGUCAAUUUGGCCGCGGAAAUGGCUCUCACAAACGAUGGGAAGUUUUUCUAUGUCUCGAACCGCAACACCGUGUCAUACAACUCCGACACACUUGCCAUCUACUCGGUUCACCCGGGUGAGUCGGAGCAUCUCGUCUAUAUUGGGAACACCCCGACGUACGGCAAGAUUCCGAGGCAUUUCUCGCUCUCUCCAGACAACCGGUUUAUUGCAGUUGCCAACCAAGUAUCUAACAACCUAAUCGUGUUGGAGCGCGACCAGGCGUCUGGAUUUGUGAAAUCGACGGUUGGCAAUGUCACACUGGGUGACUUUGACCUUACACAGAAUCUGGGGCCGAUGGCUGUGGUUUGGGAUACUCACUUCAGUUAG
Molecule: messenger RNA, 1167 nt
Organism: Trichoderma gamsii
Lineage: Eukaryota; Fungi; Ascomycota; Sordariomycetes; Hypocreales; Hypocreaceae
Exons: 2
Coding region: 1-1167 (388 amino acids)
Molecular function (GO): protein binding; 6-phosphogluconolactonase activity
Source: RefSeq, a predicted model, not a curated record